This is a messenger RNA of Phlebotomus papatasi, 1056 nucleotides long. RefSeq lists its product as uncharacterized. The transcript has 3 exons. Lineage: Eukaryota; Metazoa; Arthropoda; Insecta; Diptera; Psychodidae. The coding region runs from base 1 to 1056 and encodes 351 amino acids. The record is from RefSeq and is a predicted model, not a curated record.
AUGUCGCAUGAAAAGAUUGUUCAGUUCUGUAAGGGGAGUGGUGGAGUUCAGUUGAAUAAAGUGUUCAAUCCCCAAAGUGUAGUGUGUUUUCAUCAAGGCUUGCGUCCUGUGGACAAGGAGUGGGUCCUGUGGUUUGAAGUGUUUGCUGGGUCACAACACAUUUUCCGCUGUUUGUUGGAUGUUAUAGACGUGAAUGGUUUCGAGUUGCUGCAUUUUACACCAGUUCCCCACCCCACAGAAGAAGGGACUUUUGUGAUUCCGUUGAUAAAUGCUAGCAACAUUGGGGUUGAUUACAACAACCAACUCUAUUACUUCUACGAUGCUGAGGGAUCCACAUGCCAUCGAACAGGAAAGGGAAGGUUCAUAUGCAGCCCACAUGCGGUCUUUUCUAUGAGAGACCAUCCGAAUUGCGUUUUGGAGGAGAUAAUCCACAAGCACUCUAUGGAGCCUUGCAGAUCCACUCAAGUGAGAAUUGAAGGAGUAUUGUGGAAAGGACUCAUAAGGCGCAACUCCUGGCUCUAUAUAACACAGAAGUCAACCACUAUUGCGGUUAUCUGUUCAGGCAAUAGAGAAGAGUUUACCCCUAAUGUCGCUGGGGUAAUCCAUGUUAAUGACGGAUGCAGCAUCAGCAGCUCCGGAAUGUGGCUACGUGCCACUAUCAACAGUGAAAUGUGGAGCAUUGAGGCAUUCCACAAACCGAUUCCGCUGAAUGAGAGAGUGGCAUAUGCAGUUCCAGGACAUGUUAGGCUAAUAGAUAACCAACCUGUCCUGUCAUCAAAGCCACUGCUUCACGAAAACAGCGAAGUGAUACGAACUAUCACGAUUGAGGAUGUAGUCAGACACCCUGCAACCACAUGGGGGAGUUUGAUUAUCGUCGCAAUUCUGGGAAUUGCCUUGUGGAAAACCAGAGAGAUCUGGUUGAAGAUCUGCGGUAAACCCUCAUCCGAAGCUGAAGAGCAAAACUCAGCUAUAGAGAAGCUCGACUGCAUAAUCAAAAGGAAGGAAGAGGCUGCCGCAAGAAACACACCAGUUCCGGCCCCCGGCCAAGAUGGCUAA